UUGGUGGCUCCGCUGUUGCACCGGCUCCUCUCUUGUCCUCUACUGCACGAGCUAGUUGUUUUAAUCUAUAAAUCAGCCUACAUGUUGUCUUCCUGCUGGUCCUGUGACGUGGGGAUCAGAAGAGCACAUUGUGCAAUCUUUACGCACGGCUAAUACGAGAGAUGCGAACUCCAGACUCACUUCAUUGAUGGUCGUGAGCUUCCAUCAUAGGCCCUGCGCUCUUAAUACCGACGCUAGUUCCUCUUAUGAAAAUGGUCCGGUGAAACGUAGUGUCGGAUCACGGAGGGUUUCUCAGCAGCGAUAAGGUCAAGACCUGUGUUGUGAAAAAUGAAGAUUUGGAGCACGGAACAUGUUUUCAGUUACCCAUGGGAGACGGUGAUCAAGGCUGCCAUGAGGAAGUACCCGAACCCCAUGAACCCUAACGUGGUCGGGGUGGACGUGCUGGAGCGCAGGGUUGAUACAGAGGGGCGCCUGCACAGCCACAGGCUCCUCAGCACGGAGUGGGGCCUCCCGGGCAUUGUACGAGCGAUAUUGGGAACCAACUACACGCAGACGUAUGUGAAGGAACACUCCAUAGUGGACCCAGAGGAGAAAAAGAUGGAGCUGUGCUCAACAAAUAUCACUCUCACCAACCUGAUUUCAGUGGACGAGAGGCUUCUUUACAGACCACACCCAGACAACCCAGAGGUUACCAUCCUGACCCAGGAGGCCAUCAUCACAGUCAAGGGAGUGAGUCUAAGCAGUUACCUGGAGGGGAUGAUGGCGAGGAGAAUGUCGGCUAACGCCAGUAAGGUAACACUUCUUUUAUCCUUUGCAUGUACUCUGAAGUUACAAAAGUAUUGCAGAGUAUUUCUUUGCAUGCCUUCUAACUGGGACUCUGCUGUCUCUGCAGUUUCAUUGCGUGCUUCCUGGAACCCACAGGCAGAAGUUGCUAUUCCCAGCGGUGUUCACCUGUUUCAGUGUUUGGCCUUUGAAUUCUCUUUAACCUUCUGUUUCUCCGUGUGGACCUGUAGGGUUGGGAUGCUAUUGAGUGGAUUAUUCAGAACUCUGAAAGAGAGAACGUACCUCUCUGUGACAUUUACUAACUCUGGUAACUCUUCUCUCCUUGCUUUUCUUCACAACCUUCAGUCUUACCAGACUACUAUAAGCACGCCACUCAUUUUGUUUUCUCUCGAAACAGCAAAAAAAUCUUAUAUUUGUGUAUGCAUGCGUCACAUAUUGCUCAGCGCUCAUUUGUUUGCAUACGCAGGACUGCAGCUCUACAGCGACGCCUACUUUACGCGCUUCACACCUCAUAAACCUCCGGGGGUUCUCAGCACCUCGGGAUCCUCUGCAGUUGGUACUUACAUCACCAUGCACUGAAAGCUAAGACUGACGGGGUAAUGCUGCCAAAGCUGAAAUGGUUACAGAGCUGGAUUGAAGGGUUGUGGGUCCCAAGUCCGGUAGGUGUUGCUUAAUGCUAACUCAGCAAACGACUGUUCUCAUCGAGGCAAGCGGGGCCAACUGGAAACUUUUCCUUCCAGCUCCACCGCUGAAUACAUUGAAGGUUUGACAUUCAAGGUGGCAUCUGUCAACACCAUGAGCCUACCAGACUUUACUGGUUUGAAUAUAGCAUCACUACCACACAUUUCCUUUGCUCUCAUAUCAUAUCUCCGCAUACCGUGGAGGAGAUGUGGAAGACGGAUGCAGCACGUAUAUGUACACAUUUUUAAGGAAACAGUAUGAUACAAUGACAAUAUGCAAAAAAAAC
Messenger RNA from Anarrhichthys ocellatus (wolf-eel), 1750 nucleotides. It is a transcript of the gene prelid3a, whose product is annotated as PRELI domain containing 3A. The transcript has 5 exons. The coding region runs from base 328 to 1362 and encodes 344 amino acids. Gene Ontology annotation, cellular component: mitochondrial intermembrane space. NCBI's taxonomy places the organism in Eukaryota, Metazoa, Chordata, Actinopteri, Perciformes, Anarhichadidae. The record is from RefSeq and is a predicted model, not a curated record.